GGAACAGCCUGUACUGUAAUUGCUCUCUCUCGCUCUGUCUCUCUCUGAGAUUGCCUUGAGUUUGAUGCUCGGAAGAGAGGGAGGAGGAGGCGAUGAGCUUCGAGGAUCUCGAGUCCGGUCGGCCGCUUCCGGCGCGGGGGAAGCAGGAUCCUUCCCAGGCUGUCGCCGCCGGAAUCUUCCAGAUCAACACAGCGGUCUCCACGUUCCAGCGGCUGGUCAACACCCUUGGCACCCCAAAGGACACCCCUGAGCUCCGCGAGAAGCUGCACAAAACUCGGCAGCACAUUGGACAAUUGGUUAAAGAAACUUCCGCAAAAUUUAAAGCUGCCAGUGGAACGAAUCAUCAUGCUGAGCCUAAUAGAAAGAUUGCUGAUGCAAAGCUUGCAAAAGAUUUUGAAGCAAUUUUGAAGGAAUUUCAAAGAUCUCAAAGGCUUGCAGCUGAGAGAAGAACUGCUUAUACUCCUUGCAGUCCCCAAAGUGUCUUGUCAUCAAGAGAAGAGUUUGUGUUGCUUGAUAAUGAGGCUAUGUUAACAACUGAGAAAGAGGGGAUUGAGGAGAUCCGACAACAACUUGGUGAAGUGAAUGAAAUCUAUGAAGACUUGGGAGUGGUUAUUCAUGACCAAGGAGUUACGACUGGCAACAUUUGUAGUCCCAACGAAGGCUAUCAUGCAUCCUCUAAGCAAGUCAAAAGACUCAAAACUCAAUUAGCGAAAGCAGCAAAAGAUAGAAAACCAAAUUCAUCUCUGGCAUGCUUGCUACUAGUGAUAUUUUGCAUUGUCCUUCUCAUUGUGAUCAUACUGCUAACGGCAUAGUUUCCUGUCUGGUCUUGUGGCUUUCAUAAGCAGACACUGAAGAAAUGCUCCAGCAUCUCAUAAGCUUGAGGUCCCGCCUCAGAUUUUUGUGUAUCAUAUUCAUCCGCUUGUGUACAAGAAAUUUUGGCUGUUUGGCAUUAUCUCAUUUCUCAGUCGCAUAGUCUCAGCAAUUUUUUUUCCUCCUUCAUGGCAGUGAGUUCUUGGUGCAUCCUAUUAUAUUGUUUUUUGGUUUUGCUCUUUAUGUAUCAUAUGACCUUUGACAUCAACCUUAUAAAAAUAAAAUUUAAAUUAUUUGA
This is a messenger RNA of Nymphaea colorata (pocket water lily), 1108 nucleotides long. RefSeq names its product syntaxin-22-like. Gene Ontology annotation, molecular function: SNARE binding; SNAP receptor activity. Gene Ontology annotation, cellular component: endomembrane system; SNARE complex; membrane. The record is from RefSeq and is a predicted model, not a curated record. The transcript is spliced from 6 exons. The coding region runs from base 93 to 812 and encodes 239 amino acids. Gene Ontology annotation, biological process: vesicle-mediated transport; intracellular protein transport; vesicle fusion. Lineage: Eukaryota; Viridiplantae; Streptophyta; Magnoliopsida; Nymphaeales; Nymphaeaceae.